UCCAAACGCUCGGAGUGCCGCGGAGAGAUGGCGUCCGAGGAGACUACUCCUGCGGCUGCUGAGGGGGUCCUGGUUGAGGUAGCAGGCGUUUUGGAACCUGUAGGCCUGCAGGAAGAAGCAGAGCUGCCAGCCCGGAUCCUGGAGGAGUUUGUGAGGAACUCUCGGAAGAAAGACAAGCUGCUUUGUAGCCAGCUUCAGGUUGUGAACUUGUUACAGAAUUUUCUGGCUCAGGAGGAUACCGCCCAGAGCCCAGACACUUUGGUUUCUGAAGACACAAGUCGACAGAAGGCAACUGAAGCCAAGGAGCAGUGGAAGGAACUGAAGGCUGUAUACCAGGAUCACAUGGAAGCCAUAAAAUGUGGCCUGAGUCAGGCCUUACCCAAGUUGGAAGAGAUCCAAAGGAAGUACAAAGAACUCAAGGCAGCUUUGGGGAAACUCCAGGCUAAGAAGCAAGUACUUGUAGAGAAAAAGCGAGCAGCUCACAAGCAAUGGCAGCUGCAUCAGAAGCGUGUAAGGAGUCUGGCAGAGAUGUCUGCGGAGAUAAAGGAACGCCAGAGCAGAGCAAAGCUGAAACUUGAGGAGUCACGCCAGGAACUUGAAACCUUGAAGCAGCAAGCAGGACAGGAACAGGAUAAGCUGCAGAGGAACCAGACCUACCUCCAGCUGCUGAAUGCCUUGCAGAAUAACCUGCAGAUCUCAGAGGCUAAGGCUAAGGACAAAGAUACCACGGAACUUGCCCUUCCAUCUGAAUCUCUGUAAAGAAGGAACAAAGAAAAAUACUGAACACUUUAUCCACUGAGAGUGAGGAGUGGCUUGAUAUGCUUGUGGCUUAAGAAGUAAGAUGAUGUGAUGAUAUCUUCAAGAGGUAUGGAGUAUGGAUUGAAGGAAACUUAGUUAAGACGGACUGCUGGUUGAGAAACCUGUCCACAGAUCUUCAGAAAGAUGUAAUGAAGUGCAGCAAGUGUACACAGUGGCUGAAGAAUACGUGGCAAGAUGCAGUGCCCUGGAGUGAGAUGGGCUUCCUGGGAAACCUUAUGUUGUUGGGGACCAUUUAUGGGAAUAGGAAUCAAUUUUUCGUUAAAUCCCCCCCCCUUUUUUUUGUCAUGUGACAAUCUGCUUUAUUAAAAAAAAAAAUCAUACAAACAGUGUUUGAGUUAAGAGGAAGAUGAAUAUUUGAAAGAACAACUUGGAAAAAUGUUAAAUUGCCAAGAAUUGUGAGGGAUAGGUGGUGGAAAAGAUGGAAUUGAGCCAAGAGAAACACUAUGAUCACAAAAUAAGUGACAGGAAUUGUGUAGAUAGUUGCUAAAGUGUGCCAGGAUUUUUUUUUUAUUUAGAAAAAUGCAAGUCUUUGUUACAUUUCUGUUUGAUAUUGUUCUGAGCCCUAAAACUUCUCCCUAAAUAGUCUAUUUGAAAAAUAAAAUUUAUUUCCAUUUA
Messenger RNA from Psammomys obesus (fat sand rat), 1434 nucleotides. RefSeq names its product ZW10 interacting kinetochore protein (gene Zwint). The record is from RefSeq and is a predicted model, not a curated record. Gene Ontology annotation, cellular component: dendrite; nuclear body; cytosol. The transcript is spliced from 8 exons. Gene Ontology annotation, biological process: establishment of localization in cell; mitotic cell cycle checkpoint signaling; mitotic sister chromatid segregation. Lineage: Eukaryota; Metazoa; Chordata; Mammalia; Rodentia; Muridae. The coding region runs from base 28 to 759 and encodes 243 amino acids.